UCCAUACUGUGUUCACGACAAAAUAUUUUUGAUGUACCUAUUAUGUACUUGUUUUUACCACAGGAAUAUUACCAAAAACAUACAAAGUUGCAGCUUCAAUCUCUGGAAUGAAUCAUAGAAUAAAUAUUUAUCUACUGUGGGUCAAUGUUUUAGUAACUAAAUAAAUUAAGAUUGGAAAGGUUGAUAUAUUGUGUUCUUUAUUGUGUCGAAAAAAUUAGAGUAAAGGUUCGUAAUCAAGACUGAACUUAUUACAAAGGUAAAGCAAAAAUGAGACAAUUAAUCAAGGUUAUUUCGGUUCAGAAUGUUUACUUAAACAACCAGUGUGACUGAGUGCGGGCGGUCGUGCCAUAAAAAUCGGAAAAUACGAUAAUUUCGUCCGUAAAACUUCAAAAUGGUGGCCGGGGAGAUUCCACCGUUCCCCUUGGAGGAGGAAUACAAAAAGAACACGGGCAUCACCCCUGAUGAUGUGAAGGAACUGCGUCGGUGGCUGAAGACGCAGCCACAUCUACCCGAUGAACAUAUUACAGACAUGGACCUCAUCCUGGCAUACCACUCUUGCAACAAAAGUACAGGUGUUACGAAGCAAGUACUAGAUCUAAACCUAACGUUGAAGACGCUAUUUACACAAUACUUUAAGGAUCGCAAGUUCGACGCUGGCGUUGAACGGACUUUGAACAAUUUAUUACUCACACUUCUACCCACCAGAACGAAAGAGGGUUAUGCUAUAUUCUACACACACUUCCUAAACACAGACCCCAAAGUAUUUGUAUUUUCUGAGGCUAUCAAAGCAUGCCUCAUGGUACUGGAUUUCUAUCAAUACGAGGAAGGCACGUGGCCCGGCAUCACCUUUGUGAUUGACUUCGAAGGAAUGACCCUAGGGCAUGUCACUAGAAUUGACUUGGUCAAUCUGCAGCAGUUUUUGUACUAUUUACAGGAAGCAAUGCUAGUCAAACUAAUGGGUCUUCAAUUCAUCAACGCACCAUCCUUCAUCGACAGAGUGGUGAUGAUGAUGAAGCCGUUCUUAAAGAAGGAAAUGAUGGACAUCCUCGGCAUCCAUACUGUUGGUUCUGAGAGUGUUAAGAAGCAUUUCCCUAUUGAAGCGCUGCCUAAGGAUUUUGGUGGCAGUUAUAAGUCGUCGUUGGAAUGUAGAGAUGAGCUGAUUUCCAAACUACGAGCGAACGCAUCGUACUUCGAAAAUGAAAAUAAGAAACGAGUAGUAGAGUCUCUAAGGCCUGGAAAACCAAAAACUAUCUCUGAUAUUUUCGGCGGUCUAGAAGGCUCUUUUAAAAAACUUGAUAUUGAUUAAGGAAACUGUCUGUGAUAAAAUACUGUGUAUAAAUAUAUGGGAAUUAAAUGAGUACAAAAUUUGAA
Molecule: messenger RNA, 1371 nt
Organism: Colias croceus (clouded yellow)
Lineage: Eukaryota; Metazoa; Arthropoda; Insecta; Lepidoptera; Pieridae
Product: alpha-tocopherol transfer protein-like
Exons: 7
Coding region: 392-1306 (304 amino acids)
Cellular component (GO): membrane
Molecular function (GO): phosphatidylinositol bisphosphate binding
Source: RefSeq, a predicted model, not a curated record